Molecule: messenger RNA, 1032 nt
Organism: Protopolystoma xenopodis
Lineage: Eukaryota; Metazoa; Platyhelminthes; Monogenea; Polystomatidea; Polystomatidae
Source: the annotation of a GenBank genome assembly
AUGGAAUUCAUCCAAUGUCUGACUCCCCUCACCAACCUUCAUAGUCUUUCACUGAUGUUGCACUCUCAGGAACAUUGUCUCCGCCUUUCUAUGUGGCUCAUCUACCGUGGCCAUGCUAUCAUCAUCUACCCAAUUGCAGGAAAUAAUACCUACAUCCUUUCACCUUUCUUUGGGCACUGGUUCCAACCCUACAUGGUGCUUCAGUUUGCUACCGCCUAUCCUUGCAUAAAUCUUGCCGAGGUGAUUCUCGCAUCCUUCUCUAAUGGCGUCACAUUGAAAGACACUGGACCCGAAAAUAGGACAUCCACGUACCAACUUUGUUCUGAUACUGACUACUCUGAUCAGGCCAAUUAUCGUUGGUCAAAUCUUCCGAGCUCCACAAAGGUUGGUAUCAUUACUUGGCUUCUUCGGAGACGUCUAAUCAUUCAGGAUGAAUCGGCUUUUGAUUUGGCGUAUUUCUUCGCCAAUUGCUUGCCUUUCAUGCCUCCGCGCUUAAAGCAGCAUCUGCUCAAUUCCUCUGGAUUAAAAAAUUUUGGCCCGCCAAAAGAGGUCAGCCUUCAUUGCUCGCUUGCACAGCAAGUAUUGGCUGAUCAAAUUGUCAGAAGUAAGUCGUGUUACUCUGAGAGGCGACAUCCGAUCAGACGAGGCAGGAAGUUGAAAGGAAGCAAACCAGUGUGUAUUAUGACUAACGGAGAUAGCGAAGAGGAUCGCAUUCGCUUAAUCCAGCUUGUUGCAGGUCCCCACCUUCCCGACAGCCUUGUUGUAAAUCUAGCUCGCGCUCUACCCUCUCGAGACCAUCUGGUUGGCUUUCUUUCGUAUCCGGGCCUGCUGGAGGACAUCCGGUUGCUUAUGGUAUUCUUACGACUGUUGCCUCGACUACCUGCUCAUUUCGAAGAGCUUCUUUUUACCGAGGCCGACCUCUCACGACAGACAUUAACAGCCUGUCUACAGCGCUACUCAGCCUUUCUUUUGACCUUCCACACCCCUGAUCCAGUCACUGCUUGCUUCACGGGGAUAAAUUGGCCCGAUUGA